Funneliformis geosporum is the source of this 357-nucleotide messenger RNA. The record is from the annotation of a GenBank genome assembly. NCBI's taxonomy places the organism in Eukaryota, Fungi, Glomeromycota, Glomeromycetes, Glomerales, Glomeraceae.
AUGGAAAGCAUUCUCGAAAAAUUGAAAAAUCUAUGGCAAGUUAGACAACAUACAAUCUAUGAAGGUAAUACAUAUAUCAUCGGUGACUUUUUAGUUCGAGUUGCGGCUCCCAAACAUGCUAAUUACAAAGGAAUGCUCGUAGAGGUUGAAUAUAUUUCAACGAUUAAUCCUUAUGCAGCGGCGCCUAUUUUAAGAGAAUUCAUUGAAAUGUUAAAAUCACCAGAAAUUGAUAUUGAACAGUGGGAACCCAAUGCAGAAGAUUCUUUUUCAAAAAUUGGAUUAUCUGAUGAUUCAUUUACUAGAGCACAUACCGACUAUCAAUAUAUGAAGUUAUUCAAGAAUUGGGAUUUAUUUUAA